GUUAAGUGAAUUCCACAAUAAAGUUGAAGUAAAAUUUUUCCUUAUAAUUUCGAUUAAGAUCAGACCAUAAAUUGUUGACUACUUUUUGCUACUGAAAAAAAAAUUCAUAACAAAAGAAGUAGAGUGUGAUGUUAAUUACUUAUUUACCUAAUAACUAUGAUGCUGGAAGAAGAAAAGUGUCGCCAUUUGGACUCAAUCCCUGAUGUAUUCUGCUCGUUUUGUAAUCUAAAUACACCUCAAACAUUGCUAAAUUCAUGCUUUGAAUACAUAAGUAAUAAUGUUGGGGUAAUAGCAGUGAAAAAUCCUUUUACUGGCAAAUUGGAACUGAGAAAAGGCAUUGCGUUACCUGUAGAAUUAUGUGAAAGACUACUCAGCUUGAGAUCAAGUAUUAAUUGUAGUGUGAAUUCAGAAUUUAUAAAUGUUUUUCGGGACAGAGUAUGUACUAGACUGAAAAGAGCAAAACUUAAAGGAGAAAAUUUGACUGAUGCAGAUCUUGAAGUUUUGCUUGCCCAUAGAUUAGUAGAAUUAGAUAUAACCAAUUGUCCAUAUAUAACAAGAAGAAGUAUUGAUUAUUUAUCAGAAUAUGGGUCAAGUCUUUUGUCCCUUUCCCUAGGAUCUAAUACUAAAUUGUUUCCAGAAAGACUAUUUGGGCCGAAGUCGAAAAUUGAAGAUGCAGGAUAUACCUCAUAUAUUUUUCAUACCCCAGCAUUACGAAGGUUGAUUUUCAGGAAUAUGAGAUACCUACAAGAAUACUUCUUUGUGUUACUGUUAGCCCCUAUGAAUAGCUUGACCCAUUUGGAUCUAUCUAGUUGCAGCAAUAUUGGCACCUUUGAAUACAGUAUACAUCUGACGAAUUUAACUUCCUUAGUAUUAUAUAAUAUUGAAAAUAUGGAAGAAAAGAUUACAGCAGUUUGUGCAUUGACCAAUCUUCGUCAUCUGGAUAUUUCCCAAUGUAAUGAAGAGCUUGGAAAGUAUUCAAGACCUAAUGAAAUCCUAGCAACAAUUGUAGAGUGCUUGCCUUUCCUCACUUCAUUGGAUAUUUCCGGGACCAAUCUUGCUGGCAGAGGAGUUGCCACAGUGAGAAUAGAGGGAGUUGCAACUUUUCCAUCUGAUAUCCCUGGGUUAGUUCACAGAGCAAAUAAUCCCUUUGAAUUUUUGGGACUAUAUGAGACAGGUCACGAUGCCUGCUUGAGACACGAUAUACCUGCCAAAUUGAUUGCUGGAAAUGCCAAUGAAGAACAAAUUCUGAUCUCUGCUUUAGCAUACUUGGAACGACCCGAAAUGCUACAGAAAGUUCUCAAUGAUCUUUUUCACCUUUUCCGAUAUGAAAGUUGCGAAUUCAUUGGUCAAGCUUUGAACAUAGUUCUUGAAGCUAUGAAUAGACAUGUCUCAGAAAGACAUAUUCAGAUUUCAGGAAGUGCAACAUUAUUCUACAUAGUGAAAAGUACCAUGGCAGAGGAAUUGUCAAAGACUGUUAGAGCAAAGAAGAGAAUAAUAACAACUUUAUUGAAUGGUAUGGCCGCCCACAUUAACGAUGAGACUAUGAUGAGAAAUGGCUGUCUCACACUUUGCCAGUUCAAAAUACCUAGUGAUGUACUGUUUGAAUAUGACAGGCUGGUCGAUAUUUUAUUACAUUUGGUGAAUGGAGUUCAGCAGGAAGGUUUUGUUCAAAGAAUAGGGAUAUAUUUACUCAAUUCCCUAGCUUGUCAAGUUGAUGGUAGACAAAAAAUGAAGCUUGGAGAAUUGGGAGUUAUUAGUAAAAUGAUUUCUCUGAUAUCUGACAGACUUGAGAGGGGCUUAUGUGAUGAUGUCCUGGAAGUAGCAUGGUCUACCAUGUGGAAUGUUACAGAUGAAACCCCUUGCAACUGUCAAAAAUUUCUCGAAAAGAAUGGUAUGGAAUACUUCCUGUUGUGCCUUCAAAAAUUCCCGCACAAAGGAGAACUGCUAAGAAACAUGAUGGGACUCCUGGGUAAUGUUGCCGAAGUACAAUCACUGAGACAUUAUCUUGUAACUCCUGAAUAUCUGUCAGUGUUUUCUAAUCUAUUAGAUUCCAGAAGUGAUGGAAUAGAGGUCAGCUACAAUGCAGCUGGCGUGAUCUCCCAUAUUGCUUCAGAUGGUCCUGAGGUUUGGACUGUUGCCCAGCCAUCUAGAAACAUAGUUCUCGCCAAAAUGGUUCUAGCUAUUGGUAGAUGGGAUAUUCAUUCUCCUAGGAACAUCAAUUACAGAUCAUUCGAACCGAUACUUUCUUUGGUCAGGACUUAUGAUACUCCGGAAUGUCAGAAUUGGGCGAUAUGGGCCCUGGCCAAUUUGACUCAAGUGUAUCCUGGCAAGUACUGUGAACUGUUGGAGAAAGAAGGAGGUUUGGAACUGCUGAGGGAAAUAAUUAAUCACCCCGCACCUCCCUUACCUGUCAAAGAACUUGCCGAAAUAGCCAUCAACAAUUGUCUGAAAUACAAGCAACUCAUGGUUAGAAUGGUGGAACGUCUUGAUGGUUACGAUAAAAUUAAGCAGGAAAUAUUUGUAAUUGAACAAGAAAUCUAUGAAAUAAAACAAAAACAAGUGGUACUUGCUAACAAACUUAAAAUUCUCCAAAGCAAGAGAGACGAUUUGCAGUCUCAAUAUGAUCAUGAAAGAAUUAAGAGUUGUCGAAAUUCAGAAGAUUGGAUAACCCAAGAAUUUCCAUGGUCGAAGGACAUAAAACAAAUCCUCAAAAAUACUUUCAAAUUUGAUAGUUUCCGAAGCAAACAACUGGCUGCUAUAAAUGCCACUUUAGAUAAAAAAGAUGUUUUGUUAUUAAUGCCCACUGGUGGAGGAAAAAGUUUAAUCUAUCAACUGCCAGCUGUAGUUGAUAAAGGCAUGACUUUAGUAAUUUCACCAUUGAUUUCUUUGAUUGAAGAUCAACUUAUAGCACUGAAGAGGUUUGGAAUUAAAUCUGAUACCAUUAACAGUUCUUCUUCCAAUGAACAUAAAAAAAAGAUACAUAAUUACAUGACAAAGAAAGAGCAUGGGUUGAAGCUUCUAUAUGUAACACCUGAAUGGUUGGAGAAGAGUAAAAAAUUCAUGAGUUUACUGAAAGCCAUGUUCCCAGAUGUACCUUUCAUUGGACUAACUGCAACUGCAACAAUGAAGAUUCUAAUCGAUGUUCAAAAAAUGUUAGAUAUGAAAGACUCGACUGUGAUAACUGCUCCUUUCAAUAGACCUAACUUGUAUUACAAAGUAAUUCAAAAACCAAGUGAUAAAAAUGAAUCUCUUAAUAUAUUAGAAAACUUAUUGAAAUCAAAUUAUAUAAAUCAGUCAGGUAUUAUUUACACAACAACAAUUAAAGAAACUGAAGAAAUUGCUAAAUACUUACGAAAUAAAGGCCUUCAAGUUAUGAAUUAUCAUGCACAACUUGAUCCAAAUCAAAAAAAGAAAAUUCAUGAAAGAUGGCUGGAAAAUAAAUACCAAGCAAUUGUUGCAACUAUAGCAUUUGGUAUGGGAAUUGACAAGCCUGAUGUUCGAUUUGUGAUUCAUUAUUCAAUGCCAAAAAGUAUGGAAGGUUUAUAUCAAGAAAGUGGAAGGGCAGGAAGAGAUGGAAAAAAAUCAGAUUGUUUAUUGAUGUUUGCUCUGAGCGAUUAUUUGAGAAUUUUAGGCAUGGCAUCAUCUAAAGUUGAAGAAACUAACGCCUUAACAAAAAACAAUUCUAGCGAAAUGUUUGAAUUAUGCAGAAAUUGUAAAAAGAUAUUAUUCCGUUAUCCUAUGAAAAAUAAAGUUGGAUUUUAUAGAAAGUCGUUUUUAUUUUAUUCCAGUUCCCCAGAUUUGGAUAGGGCAUACGUACCCAGUCAAAUAGAGAACAAAAAUUUACAUCUUGAAUAUUUCAAACCUUCUGCGAAAGGUCCUGAAAAAUUUAAUUUGAUACUACCACCCCCUAAUAUAACAGGCAAUUUGCAUUUAGGACAUGCCUUAACAGGGACCAUACAGGAUAUUUUAAUGAGAUGGAAACAAAUGCAAGGUUUUGAGACCUUAUGGAUACCUGGUUUAGAUCAUGCUGGAAUAGCAACUCAAGUAGUAGUUGAGAAGCAAUUAUGGAAAGAAGAAGGAAAAACAAGAUAUAUUAUUGGAAAAGAAAAGUUUUCUGAGAAAGUAUGGGAUUGGAAAGCAAAAAAAGAAAAUAUAAUUGUGAACCAGUUGAAACGUCUAGGUUUAUCAUUGAAUUGGGAUAAGCUAGUUUUUACCAUGGAUCCAAUUCAAGCCAAGGCUGUAUCUGAAGUUUUUGUGAAUCUCUUUGAAAAGAAUUUAAUAUAUCGUAAUGACUCAUUGGUGAAUUGGUCCUGCUUUCUGAGGUCUGCUAUAUCGGAUAUUGAAGUCGAUCAUAUUGAAAUAGAAGGGAGCACUUUCAUUAAUAUUCCUGGUUAUGAAAAGCCUAUGAAAUUUGGUAGAAUGAUAUAUUUUUCCUACAAAUUCUGUGAUUCAGAUGAGGAAAUAAUAGUGGCGACUACAAGACCAGAGACAAUAUUGGGCGAUGUUGCUAUAGCUGUACAUCCUACUGAUGACAGGUAUAGCAGAUUUAUUGGGAAAAAAGUUCACCACCCGUUUAGAAGAGACAAUAUCCCCAUAAUAGCAGAUGAAUCUGUAGACAAGGAAUUUGGAACAGGUGCUGUAAAAGUAACACCCGCUCAUGAUCGCGCAGAUUUUUCCGUGGCAAAACGUCACUCGUUACCAUUAUUACAAGUUUUUGAUGAAAAAGGUAAUGUAACCUCCAUAUCUGAAGAUUAUCAAGGUUUACCAAGAUUCGAGGUUAGAAACUCCAUAAUUGAUCAGUUGGAAUCCAUGAAGCUCUUGAGGGACAUAAAAGAACAUAAAAUGUCUGUUCCAAUUUGUAGUAGAUCCGGUGACGUCAUCGAGUUUCUUUUGAGGCCUCAAUGGUUUAUUAGGUGCGAAAAAAUGGCUCAAAAAGCACUGAUCGACGUGGAAGAAGGAAAUUUGGUCAUAGAACCUGAUCAAUUCAGGGAGAGAUGGUUCGAUUGGUUACAUAAUUCACGCGACUGGUGUAUAUCUAGACAAUUGUGGUGGGGACACAGGAUACCAGCCUAUAUAUGUCAUUCUGGCGAUAAAAAACAAUGGGUAGCUGCAUCAGACAAAGACUCAGCAUGCCGAAAAGCCUCUAAAAUUUUCGGGGUUCCCCAAGGGUCUAUUCUUGCGGAACAAGAUGAAGACGUCUUAGACACUUGGUUCUCUUCGGCAAUUUUACCAUUUUCUGUAUUUGGUUGGCCGAAUGUCGAAUCUGACUUCUCCAAACAUUAUCCGUUGAGUUUGAUGGAGACUGGCAACGAUAUAUUAUUCUUCUGGGUAGCCAGAAUGGUUAUGUUAGGAAGGGAGGUUACUGGACAAUUACCCUUCAAAAAGAUACUACUUCACGGUAUUAUCUGCGAUUCUCAAGGUAGGAAAAUGUCGAAAAGUCUUGGCAAUGUUAUAUCGCCAGAAGACGUUAUUGAAGGAAUCUCAUUGGAGGGCUUGAACCAUGCAGCAGAAUCCUCUGAAAAGGCAGGAACCCUGUCGAAAGUUGAAUUAGAAAAAACUAUCAAAGAGCAGAAAAAAAUGUUUCCAGAUGGUAUCCCAGAAUGUGGUGUUGAUGCCUUGAGAUUUACUCUAGUCUCCCACAACAUGAAAAGCCAUUUCAUUAAUUUCGACGUCCAAGAGUGUCACACCAACAAACUUUUCUGCAACAAAAUAUGGCAGGCUACCAAAUUCACCAAAAUGUGGGUGCAGCAAGUCUCAGAAUCUCAGGGUACUGAGCAUAUGAACGAAGGUUCAUUAAGUUCCAUGGACAGAUGGAUCUUAAGUCGGUAUUCCCACCUUAUCGCAACUUUGAAUGACGCUUUGGAAAAUCAUGAUUUUCACGUGGCUACCUUGGCGCUGAAGAAUUUCCUGUAUUAUGAAUUUUGUGAUCAUUAUUUGGAAUCCAUAAAGCGUAAUCUUCGUGAUACUAGCAGUACAGAAGCAGCUGGCCAUUGUUGGACAUUGAUACACGUCUUAGAGGGUGGCCUGAGAGCCCUUCAUCCCUUUAUGCCUCAUUUGACAGUACAUCUUCAUCAAAGUUUACCCCUUAUUACCGAAAAGAUUCUGAAUUACCCCCAGGAAGUGCACUGGAGAAAUAUUCCUCUGGAAGAGAUAGUCCAAGACGUGCUGGAGACUGUUAAGGGAAUCAGAAGACUCAGGAGAACGUUUAAUGUAACCAAAAAGCAUAAUUCAGAAGUCGAAAUAGUAACUUCGAAUUCAGAGUAUCCGAAUUUCAAACAAUUGAUAGAAGAUUUAUCCAAUUGCGGUCCUGUUUUCAUUGGAAAUCAGCAGUCUGAUCGUGAAAAAAAUGAAAAAAUUGUCAAAGAUGUGUUGAGUAACAAUGUCACGUUAUAUAUGAGUAUACCAGAAGAACUGAGAGAGAGUCUGCUGGUAUAUCAAACGAAAUUUCAGAAACAGAAACAAAAACUAGAAGCUGAACUACAAAAAAUGAAUGAUAUGAUUUCUAAUAGCAACUAUAGAAUCAAAGUACCUAUUGAGAGUCAGAGAUCACACGAAAAACGGGUAUGUCUAUCAUACUCAUUAUAACUCUUCUUCAAUUAGUCCUUAGCCUGGCGCACAGAACACGAAAAUAGAGUUGAAUCAGGAUCUAGGUAUUGAAGGUUAAGUAACGCUACACUUGUUGUUGUUUAAAAAAUGGAUAAAAAUGAGUUUAUUGUAUUGAUCAACCAUUCUUUUUUGAUGGGAAACCAUACUGAUGUGCAAGCAAAUCAAUGGCUUACCGAAGUCGAAGCCUAUUUCGAAAGCAAAGACAAUUCUUUCUACAGAAAAGGUAUUGAAAAGUUACCAUGUACCACCACUCUUGAGGGUGAUUAUGUUGAAGAAUACAUUCUAUUUUUUUAGAGAAAACGUGUUUUGCUGUUUAGGCCAUGGACUUAUUGAGUGAAUAGUUAUGUUCAUUGCUAACAACAUUAAUGUUCUAAAUGAUUAAAAAACAAUUAUAUUUUUUGAAUAUUUUUAAUUUUCAUGUUGCAGGUUGCUGUGAUAGAAGAAAAAAUAACAAGAAUAGAACAUAUAUUAAGCAUUUUAUAAUCCGUUGUGUUGUUCAAUAAAUACUCUCAAAAAUAGUACCGUUGUUUUUUUAUUCUUGAAUUAUUUUUUCAAUUCAUGUCAUUAUUGAAUUCAAUAGUCAUCCAUCUGCGGUGGUUUCUGGCAGAUAUUUGGGUGUGUAUUUCCAUCAUCAGCGUUGUUUACCUUACGGCGAAUCCUAUCUUUCACGAUUGAAUUAUCCAU
Harmonia axyridis is the source of this 7290-nucleotide messenger RNA. RefSeq lists its product as uncharacterized. Lineage: Eukaryota; Metazoa; Arthropoda; Insecta; Coleoptera; Coccinellidae. Gene Ontology annotation, molecular function: nucleic acid binding; ATP binding; valine-tRNA ligase activity. The coding region runs from base 157 to 6585 and encodes 2142 amino acids. Gene Ontology annotation, cellular component: cytosol. Gene Ontology annotation, biological process: valyl-tRNA aminoacylation; DNA recombination. The transcript has 24 exons. The record is from RefSeq and is a predicted model, not a curated record.